AUGACUCAAAAAGUCUGGCCACAUCCAAUUUAUGCUGUAGUCUUCGACAAUGAUGGUCUUUUGCUCGAUACAGAGCCAAUAUACGCAAAAAUUCAUCAAGAACUCACUGGCCACUUCCUUAAUUGGGAUUUCAGGAAGAAGUUGAUGGGAUUAACAGGUCCAGAUGCGUGCAAACUUAUUGUUAAGGAGUAUGGACUCCCAUACACCUGGGAAGAAUACAUUAAAAUCCGUGAUGAAGCACUUUGCAAAGUAUUUCCUACAGCCAAGCUAUUUCCUGGCGCAAAAGAGUUAGUACAGAAAUUCAUUGACCGCAAGAUCCCAAUGGCCCUUGCAACAAGCUCAAACAGAGGAAAUUACGUUUACAAGAUUGUAAAUCACAAAGAAUUUUACGAUCAGUUCCCAGCAAUCACAUGUGGUGAUGAAGUUUCUCAUGGUAAACCAAAUCCAGAGAUUUUCCUCACUUCUAUGAAGAAACUUGGAUUUAUCAAGCCAGAAAACAUAUUGGUCUUCGAGGAUGCACCAAAUGGUGUUAAAGGAGCAAACAAUGCUGGAAUGGCAGUUGUUAUGGUUCCAGAUCCAGAAUUACCAAUGCCUUCUUCGAUCGAAGAAGUUGAUGCGCAUCCAACAGUUAUUAUCAAGUCAUUGAACGAUUUCAACUUCGAUGCAUUCGAAUGGGGUCAAAAAUAA
Molecule: messenger RNA, 687 nt
Organism: Trichomonas vaginalis G3
Lineage: Eukaryota; Parabasalia; Trichomonadida; Trichomonadidae
Product: pseudouridine 5'-phosphatase protein
Exons: 1
Coding region: 1-687 (228 amino acids)
Molecular function (GO): phosphatase activity
Source: RefSeq, a predicted model, not a curated record